Ictidomys tridecemlineatus (thirteen-lined ground squirrel) is the source of this 2136-nucleotide messenger RNA. It is a transcript of the gene Thap8, whose product is annotated as THAP domain containing 8. NCBI's taxonomy places the organism in Eukaryota, Metazoa, Chordata, Mammalia, Rodentia, Sciuridae. The record is from RefSeq and is a predicted model, not a curated record.
AUUAACUUGUACUAGGCUAAGGCCACAGCCCUCUCCUUUGCUUUUUGCUGCCACCGGGACGACUAUCCGGUCUAUGGCAGUCGCCCGAUGUUGGUUUAGGGUGGAGCGGAAAGAGCCUGCCGGCCCAGAGGACUUGGUGGGCGCAGGCUCAGAAACCCUAGGACGCCGCCUUUCCCUAAACAUGUGAUGAAGGUUAGAGUGGCGUAGAACCGGCUUUGCGUAGAUAUACUUGCGUUUCCUCACCAACCAUGUGACCAGGGUGUAGCAGUGGUAACGCGGAGGGACACCUGGUAUGCAAGCCGGCUCAGCACACCACUGUCACAUGACACCGAGGAUGUCACGUGAGGCAGGAGGAGAGUGCUGGGGAGGGGCGGAAAUCGGCUGCUCCCGGCGAGGAGUAAAGUGCGGACUCUGACCGAGCAAAAAGCAACCGGGUUGGACAGCCAUGCCCAAGUACUGCAGGGCUCCGAACUGCUCUAACACUGCGGGCCAACUGGGAUCAGACAACCGCCCAGUGAGCUUCUACAAGUUCCCGCUGAAGGACGGCCCCAGGCUAGAGGCUUGGUUGCGAUGCAUGGGCCGGGAGCACUGGGUGCCCAGCUGCCACCAGCACUUGUGCAGUGAGCACUUCACACCUUCCUGCUUCCAGUGGCGCUGGGGCGUGCGCUACCUGCGGCCAGACGCGGUGCCCUCCAUCUUCUCCCGGGUGCCGCCAGCCAAGAGCCCGCGGAGGACCCGAAGUACCCAGAAGCCAGUCGCGCCUCCUCCUCCUCCUCCCCCGCCACAGGAGGCAGGACUCCCCCGGGAGCCCACGGUUGCGGCCUCUGGCCCAGUGCACGUAGUGGUGCUGGGGCCUGCAUCUGACAGCGCCAAGGCUGCGUCCACCGUGCUCCUGACCCCCCUGCCCCUUCCCUCCGCUCCUGCAGGGCGGAGGACUGGAGUUUCUACCCAGCACCCACGGGCGGGACUGGGAGCGGUGCUGGGAGCACUGCAGCGGCGGGUGCGGAGGCUGCAGCGGCGCCACCAGCGGCACCAGGCUCAGCUCCAGGCUCUGGAACAGCUGGCGCUGCAGCUGCGCACGGAGAACCUGCAGGCUCGGGCGCACCAGGGCCAGCUUCGCGUGAUGAAAAAGCUGCAGCAUAGAACAGUCUAGUAACUUGCCCAAAGUCAAGCAGCCAGGACUCAAAAGCACCAGAAGAAGCCCUGCUGUCCUGUUGGAAAGCUCUCUUCUCAGCCCCUGUCUAGCUUAAAUUCACAACCCUUUUACUAUGGUCUCCCCCACUCUCUCUAAAGCUCUUUAUCCAUACAUUUUUUUGUUUUGGUUGAGGGAAGGGUGAAAAAUCAGAGCUUGACCAUGUCCGUCCCCUGCUUAAAAAUUAGGGCUUAGCUUGAGGGCCUUAACCUAUCACCCACACACUCAGAAUCCUACCUAGAUGGGACAAGCAUCCAGGCAGAGCUGUGGAGACAAGAGGAGGGGGGCUCAGAAAGGAGCUGAAGUGUCUCAGGUAGACAGCUAAUGGAUUGGACAUGACCUCUAGGUAUAAUUUGUUUGGCCUCAACAGUGCUUUAAAAUCACUUUUAAUCUUUCCUGAAGGCUCAGUAGAUCUUGCAGUGCAGGGUUCAUAUUCUCAGGUAAUAGCAGUCAGCUGGAAUUGCAGUGUGACUGCCCCUGGGGGCUUUGAGGCUAUGGCCUGGAACCCAGAGGGACAAUGGGGCUGGGUCAGGACUGGAGCUCUCCAUGGAGCCUGCCCUGGGCUGACUCACUCUCUCUGCCUUCCCUGUCCCCAUUCAAUCCCUGUUUCCUACUCAUUCAUCCUGUGUCCCUAUCUGCCCAUGUCUCUCUGCAUCUGCAUCUUUCUUUGCCUUCCAUAUCAAUGUCUUUGUCCACACUCACAUCCAUCUCCCCAUGUCCCUGUCCUUCCACAUCUCUCUCCUAUUUCCCCACACUUCUUUUCUCUCCCAUGAAUGUCUCUGGCUUCACAUCUGCUUCCCUGUCUUUCAUCACAUUUCACUCUGUUUUCUGACACCCCCUUCUUCUCUGAUGUCCGUUGGUCCUCACCAUUUCUGUCUGUUCCUCAAUCUCCUCCUCCUUGCUCCCCUUUGUUCCCCAUCUCUACUGCUUCUUUGCCUGGAAUG